Messenger RNA from Penicillium vulpinum, 1320 nucleotides. RefSeq lists its product as uncharacterized. The record is from RefSeq and is a predicted model, not a curated record. NCBI's taxonomy places the organism in Eukaryota, Fungi, Ascomycota, Eurotiomycetes, Eurotiales, Aspergillaceae. The coding region runs from base 1 to 1320 and encodes 439 amino acids. The transcript has a single exon.
AUGGCACCUUCACAAUCGUUUAUUCUUUUCUUGUCAUUCGUUUUGAGCCCAUUCGUUCAGGCUGCUCCUUGGCUUGUGACAGAUGUCUACGAGCAAGUGAUUACUACAGAUUACUAUUCCGAGUUGACUACCAUAGUCCAGAGAAUCACUCCAACUGCAGCUUUGCCAGACGAGGCCCUAUCCACCCUUACUACGACCAAUACCGUCUAUGACUACACCAUUAUUCAAAAGCUGUAUCCAGCGGGAUAUGGUGAAAAAAAGGGCUAUUACGGUGGCUACGGUGAAUCUCUUGGUAGUGAUGGAAACUAUCAUAGCACCAUCUACAAAGUCAACCUGACUUACUCGGCCCCGACGGCCUGCUCUACUCAAUGGACCACCACAACCGCUGCUUCAUUCAGCCCUCCCUAUGAGAUUGCGAGCUUGCUUCCUACGGAUAAUGUAGAGGCAUCUACCUCGGUCGACAACAGUCAGCCAUUCCAGCCCACCACCUACAUCUAUAAAGUGAUCUUCGUCGAUCCCACUCAAAUCCCCACCAUCACUAUGAACUCUCUGAGUCUCUACAAUGCCCCUACCUCUCGAUACUCAGGUUCCGGAUGCGAGUACACAACCCGUGCCUCUCAUUACGGCUAUUCUGACGAUUACAACACUGGCGAAACCGCCUCUGGUGUUGGCUCCAGCAGUUCAACUGACAAUAACGACUCCGAGUCCGGCUACUAUGACGACUACUGGGACGGCGACAACUGGUUCACCAGCAAAAGAUGGACCGGUAUUGGCAUUUCCUAUCUCGCAGUUACAUUGAUCUGCUUGCUGGGCUGGAUCGGCCUAGUGUUCAUCCUGGGCAUGAUCGAAGCCUGGAUACGAUUCCGUCGUCUCAUGACAGGCUGGCAGACCCGUCGUGGUCUCCCUCUUUUCUGGGCAUUUAUUUUGCUUCCUUUGUCUCUUUUCUUCCUGUGCUGUUUCCGAAAGGGAUACCGCGCCCGCAGCAAAGAAGACGCAGAGAUCCUCCAGCGGAGGUGGAAGAACACAGGUUUCUGGGCCAAGAUCCGCUUGUUCUUCAUCUGGGGUUUCCGCUUCGAGUACCCGGAUGUCUUGGGCCCCGCACCUGCGCUUGUCAGGGCAAGCAAGAGGCCUACUGAGUCUGGUCCGCGCUUGCUGGAUGCUACUCCUCCCGGUACCCAUGCGCCCUCGCUGGAUGGAUCGGCGGGGACUGCUCCGCCUGCUGGUCCUGAGAUGGCUCAGGCUCAGGCUCCUGGUCAUCAAGCUUACCCCUAUGAUGUUUCACAACCAUCCAGUACUCCACCAGCGGGUCGUGGUGAGUAG